Messenger RNA from Cimex lectularius (bed bug), 2155 nucleotides. It is a transcript of the gene Ccdc85, whose product is annotated as coiled-coil domain-containing protein 85C. The record is from RefSeq and is a predicted model, not a curated record. The transcript is spliced from 8 exons. Lineage: Eukaryota; Metazoa; Arthropoda; Insecta; Hemiptera; Cimicidae. The coding region runs from base 234 to 1268 and encodes 344 amino acids.
CUCCCUCCUACCAGAAGUUCAGUGAUUGUGAGAGAGCUGAUGCUAACUGGGUUAGGAAUGUUGUUUUAGCACUUGUUGACAUAUUUAUUUGAAUCGGGCUCACUUUCGUUUCUGUAAAAUGCUCUUCGUCCCCUGGGCUGCCCUGGAGGCCGAGGAUGUGAUUUCGCCCCUUUCGACAGACUCCAAAGCGGGAUAAACAAGUGGGAAAGGACUCCGAGCACUCUUCAGGGAACAUGUCCAACAUUGUAAACAAAGGAGGGAUUGUCGUGAAGAAGGUAGAGAGUGGUGGAGCUCCACCGAGGUACCAAGGUCCUCCUCCGCAAGAAAUCAUCAGACCGCACCAUGUACCAGGUGCCAUCGUAGCCGAUCCUUCGCAUCUUUACAAGCCGUCCGUGCAACAAAUCGAAAGAAGAGAAGGAGAAAACAUAAUUUCAAGAGUGCUUCCAGGGCAGUACUGUGUCUCACCACAGCCCACUCAACAAGAUAUGCUCAAGUUUGUACGAAAGCCUGAUGCAGAAGCAGCACGUCUAGCUGCAGAACAGACGAGAAGAGUAGCCAAUGAAAUGAGGACUCUUAAAGAGACCAAUCAAAGAUUGAGCGAUGACAACCAAGAGCUCAGGGACCUUUGCUGUUUCCUAGACGACGACAGGCAAAAAGGAAGGAAACUCGCAAGGGAAUGGCAAAGGUUCGGGAGGUACACUGCAAGUGUAAUGCGGCAAGAAGUGUCCGCUUAUCAGAACAAGUUAAGGGAACUCGAUUCCAAACAGCAAGAGCUAAUAAAAGAUAAUUUGGAAUUAAAAGAGUUAUGCCUAUAUUUAGAUGAGGAAAGAAAUGGGAUGUGCCGAGGCUGUGGUGCAGCGCUAAGAAGGGAUGAUGGAGAUGGCAGCAGUUCAAGUACAAACGCCGACGAGCCCCAGAUGCCUCCUCACAAUACAUUCCGUCCAGUAUCACAAAAUUCGACAAAUAAUGACACUCCUCAAAUGUUAGAAUACAUACAACGUUUGGAGGCAAGGAUCAAAGUUCUGGAAGAAGAGAACAGGAGCUUACAUCAGAAGCUUGGCACACCUGUCCCAGUUUGGAACUCUGAGGUUUUAUCACCACCUCAGAGUGUUGUACAAGCGCUUCAGGUGCUUGAGGUUAGAGAACAGUUGGAAAGAAAUACACCCGACCCUGGGGCACCAAUGGACCAAGGAGAAAAAGCACUUCUUAGAGAAAUGUGCAAUGUUGUUUGGAGGAAACUAGAGGAGGGUCCCAAUCCGAGGAGGUAAUAGAAGUUCAAAAAAUACAAAUCGAUUAAAAAUAAAUAAUAAAAGUUCCUAAGAAUUGAAUAUUCUACGCCGAAUUUAAGGUAUCUCAUUAACCUUUUUCAAUGCAGUCUUGCCAUCGAUGGUGUAAAAUUUUAAUAAAAUCGUUGGAUUUUUCUGGAAAAGGUCGGGGGUUUUUAAAAAUAAUUACUGAUGCUAUUUUUAUGCACUUGUCUUUUUAUAUCAAUUUAUAGAAUAAAAUGUAUUAAAGAAAAAAAACACCAAUUUUCUGAUUCGACAGAUUGAAUAUUUCCUUGGUGUAUUUUCUUCACAGAAUUUUUAGUUAACUUGCAAUUUUGUACAGACGUUCACCAAAAGUAGAGUAAGAUGAAAAGAAACUAAAGGCCAAAAUCAUUCGCUCUAAUCAGGUUUGAUCAAUUAAGAUCAAACUUUGAUUAUUUGUUUAAUACUCAAUCAUUUUUACCUUUGCUUACCUUUGUACCUCCUUCUGUACUUUUUUUUAAGUUUGUGUUUGUAUCUUUGUUGUAAUAUUAAAACAAGGGGAGGUGAAGGGCCCUGUUUUUUGUUUGUUUUAAUUUUAAUGUAAAUACUUUAAGACUAUAAACUUGUGCCUUAUCAGUAUAAAAUUCUUGCCUGAAACAAAAUGAUAUACAAAUUACCAUUUGUUGUUAUUGUAAAUAAUAGAGAAUACCCACCUUUUUGCUUUAAAGAAGAGUACCUUUUUUUAUAUAGCAUAUAUUUUUAUUUAUAACAUUUCACUUCAGUGAUUAUAUUAAAUAAUAUAUAAGGAAUCUGUUUUGUACUAGGAAGUACUAUGUUACUGUUAUGUUUCAAUUUUAGAAAUGUGCUUCAAGCGUUGAAUGUCUGUUUUUAUGCCAUGCGGGCUAAUU